UUGACAACGCGCAAGUCUGCCAACUGCGCCUGCGCGAACCGAAAAACCCUGGUGCCCUAACCUAGUUAUCAAUGUAAAUUUUAAAGAAAAAAAAACUCGAAGGGGGCUCAAGUGGAAUGUCCAAGGCGGCCAAACCCGUUCUGAGCUUGAAACACUUCAUUCUCAAACAAGAGGUUAAGAGUUUGUAUAGGAGGAUUUUCAGGGCUAUCAGGCAAGUUCCGGACGCCGGACACCGACAAGAACUGAAAGAAUGGGCACGACGUGAUUUUCGCACGAAUUCGCACCACACAGACGAAACCUCCAUAAAAAUGUACAUAAAGUACGGAGAAAGGUGCCUGCGAGAGUUAGAAAACACGAUAAAUCUAUCCAAAUAGUGUUACUCGUUGUCGUUUUUUAAAUAAAACACGAUUCGAAAACUA
Zophobas morio is the source of this 419-nucleotide messenger RNA. Its product is annotated as LYR motif-containing protein 2. The record is from RefSeq and is a predicted model, not a curated record. The transcript has 2 exons. NCBI's taxonomy places the organism in Eukaryota, Metazoa, Arthropoda, Insecta, Coleoptera, Tenebrionidae. The coding region runs from base 117 to 374 and encodes 85 amino acids. Gene Ontology annotation, cellular component: mitochondrion.